Molecule: messenger RNA, 564 nt
Organism: Cyclocybe aegerita
Lineage: Eukaryota; Fungi; Basidiomycota; Agaricomycetes; Agaricales; Hemipholiotaceae
Source: the annotation of a GenBank genome assembly
AUGUUCACCACCGAGCGAACCCUUCUCCGCGCGUACGGCCCUGCCGACCUCCCCCUCCUCCUUGGCUUCGUGAACAACCCUCUCGUCCAGAGCACUCUUAUCUCUGACCCCAUCGUUCCCCGCAACCACCGCUUCGCCGUCAAGCUUGAGGAGAUCGCCAACGAGGCCCUCCUCUACGUUAUCAUCGAGGCUACCGACAAGGAGGGUGGCCCUCAACCCAUCGGCGCUGCGUCGAUCACCGUCGCCAAUGUGAAGAACCGUGACGUCACCUUCGGCAUUGGCCUAGUGCCCUCUGCAUGGAAUAAGGGAUAUGGAACGGAGGUCACCAAGUUCUUGGUCGACUACGCGUUCAAGAACCUCGCUGUGCACCGGAUAUCCCUUGGAGUUUUGGACAGCAAUCCCGGAGCAAUUAAAUUGUACAAGAAAGUUGGAUUUGUCGAGGAGGGCAGGAAGCGCAAGGCCAACUUCUUCAACGGCGAGUGGCAGGACAGUAUCUACAUGGGUCUCCUGGAAGAGGAGUGGUUCGCUAAGACCAAGCAAGAAGCGAAGACGGAGGCAGCGUAA